Molecule: messenger RNA, 695 nt
Organism: Paramecium pentaurelia
Lineage: Eukaryota; Ciliophora; Oligohymenophorea; Peniculida; Parameciidae
Source: the annotation of a GenBank genome assembly
AUGUUAUUAUUUAUAUUAUUUCCAAUAGUAUUUACACAAACCUAAGUGUGCCAAACUUCAGAUUUCAACUCUGGAUAUAUAAAGGUAUAAUAUACUAUAUUAUUUAGGGUGAUCAUAUUGUCAUAUGUCUAUUCUUCCAAACCCCUGAUAAUCAACAAUACAGAUAAGUAUAUUAAUUAAAAGUUGACUAAUAUACUGCACUCUUAGUUUCUGGAGCAUAUUAAACUCUAUCAAGUAAACAGAGUAGUUUAUGGGCUAAUUCUGGUAGUAUUUCUACUACUUAUGGUACUCCAUACUCAUAACCUGGUGGUGCAUUCCCAAUUUAAUCAAUUGUUAUUCAAAUGAUUUAAGGCAGUGUCAUUGAUGUUUUUUGGGAUAAUGUUUGUUUUGAUGGUAGUUAAUGUAAAGAAAAUACAAUCACAACAACUACAGGAUAAAGUAUUUCAGAAAAUAAUGAUUUUGUCACUUCUUGUAAUGGUGGUGCUUGUGAUCCAAAGAUAUAUGUAAGUUUUUUGGGAACUGAUGCUAAUGGCUAGUAUUAUACUAGUAGUGGUAUAAAAUUGAUUAUAUAAUAAAUAGGAAUUCGUAUGUCAAAGUUUAGAUAAUACUCAGCAGCAUAAAUCUUUACAAAUACUUAAAAUGCAUUUAAUAAUGUAAUAGAUGAGUAUUCAAAUUAUACGUUAUCAGCAAAAUGA